GUGUCACACCUCUCCGAGACGCGUCGACGAGCAACGGGACCUUUCUCUCUCACGCCUCUCAUCUUUAUCCGAGUCCUUCAGCUUUAUGUUCUGGAGAUUCGGCUUCAGCGCAGCCUCGGGUAUCGACAGUCUUCUAGACAAGGAAGAUGUUUCCCUCGAGGGCAUACUAGAUGAAGACGAGCUCCUUCAAGAAUGCAAAUCACAAAAUACGAGAUUGAUUGAUUACUUCCAACGGGUGGAUGUCCUUCAGCGAUUGCUAGGCUAUGUAACGGGUGAGAUAGAGUGCGAGGAGAGGGGGCAGUUCAAGUACCCGUAUGUGGCGACCGAGGUCUUGUGCAGCGAAAUAUGGUCGAUCGUCGAGACAUGCAUCAACGAGCAGGCGCAGCUGCUGGUGCCCUUCUGGGAUUCUCUUCUCGACAGGUCCCCGGAGGACAUGAAAACGCAGAUGGUGAUGGCCUCCCACUUUGCCAAGAUUAAUGCCAUCUUCUUGAACAAGAAACCCGCAGAGAUGCUCGCAUUCAUCCAAUCUCAACCCAACGUUGUUGAGAGGAUACUACAUCAUAUCGAGAAUCCCUCGUUUGUCGAUCUGUUGGUUCGCAUCAUCCAGCUUGAUGAAUAUCAGGGAGGCGCUGGUGUGUUGGAGUGGCUCUCUUCACAAAAUCUCAUGGCGCAGUUAAUUGAGCGGUUGGCCCCACAGCAUCCUCCCGAACUACAUGUAGUGGUGGCAGAGUUGAUCAAGGGCAUUAUCUCCUUAGCCACACCGUCACCAGGUUCCAGCGUUAGCGAGGGACUACAGAACGGGACAUCAUCCAAUCUCUUCGCCCGUGAACUGGCGCGCCGUGAAAGCGUGUCAAAGCUUGUGGUGUAUGCCCUACAGGAUUUUGGGCCGGGCCGUAACGUGGCUUCUGAAGACGAUCAAGACGAUAAAACACAUCCCCUGCUUCCCACCUUCGAAUCCGCUACUUCAUCCGUUAUACAGUCUAUUGGCGUCGUCAUUGAGCUCAUACGGAAAAACAACUCGGACUACUUCGAGCCUUAUCUAUUCCACACCUUACGCAACCGGUUGAUGCAAAUACAGCAUCAGUAUAGUUCACAACCUGAGAAUGUGACCAGAGAAGCACUCGAACACGCCAUGGGAGAGAUGGUGGAUCGCAUGGGAGUCGUUCAUCUAGGUCCCGUUUUGGAGAUCAUGAACGACAAUCUUCAUACGUUCCUCGACUAUUUGAAGUCGCCACGAAGCUCGACGGGGCCCGUUGGAACGACCGUGGGGAUGGUAGUUCCUCUCACUUUUGAACGGUUUAGGAUUUGCGAAAUGAUUGCCGAGCUGUUGCAUUGUUCAAACAUGUCUCUGCUCAAUCGUCCUCCGGAGCAGAACAAAAUCUACGACUCUCAGGGUCGUCUGAUAGGUGGGCUUGCUGGACUGGAAGAGCUCGCUAAAUUGGUUGACGUACCUGACGGGCCGAACGAUGACUCUAUGGAUGAUAUAGUCGACACUAUGGAGCCCUCUCUGGACCUUCCGGUGACGCAUUCAUCACAUUCUCCAUCGUCUCUAGAUUCGGAUGAGGACAUGAGCGAUGACGAUGCCAUGGAGGAAAUAAUAAUGCAUGAUGAACCUCCUGCCAUCACUCCACCUGGUCUCAGUCCCUCGGAACCACCACCGCCUAUGCUUGUUCCGUCAUCGUCGAACGUAAGUCGAGGAGCUGCGCUAUCUAGGGUAGACUCGAGAGACGACGGCUCGGAUUCCGAUGCGUCAUCCACAGUUGGACAGCGAUCACAGAGCUUGCGGAGAAACUCUAAACGAUUUGCAAUACAAGAACCACCCCUCAGCAAACCGGUAUUUGUCGGUGAAAAGAUGAAAGCGCGUCUUCUCGAGCUGCGCGUUCUCCCUACCCUAUUAGACUUGUUUUUCGAGUAUCCAUGGAACAAUUUCCUACACAGUGCCGUUUAUGACAUUAUACAUCAGAUACUCACAGGCAAUCUAGACAGUGGAUAUAACAGAGAGCUGGCGAUUUCACUCUUCAGGGAUGCGCGUCUGAUGUAUCGUAUUGUGGAAGGACAGAAACACAACGAUAUCGAGAGUGCGAAGCCCAAAGGUGUACGUUUAGGAUAUAUGGGCCAUCUUCAGCUGAUAUCUGAAGAUGUGCUCAUCGCGCUUGAGGUCUUCCCGCCGGAGGUACGGCUGCUUAUCAUACAAUAUGCCCCGGAUCCAGACUGGGACGAAUAUGUUACGGGAAGAUACCUUGAGACGAAGAGGCGGGAUAAUAUCCUUCUUGGAGGGGGGAAGCCUGUCGUUGGACCCAGUAUGGGCCGUCAAGCGGGACGGUGGAAGGUGGACGAGGAGGACCCUACUGGUUUCGUUGGACUAUCGUCGACAUCAACAACAGGGGCCAAUGGAACGAGCCAUGGACAGGAUAGUCGGGGGGAGUUCAAACGGGCCGUUGGAGCCCGGCCGACGCGUGAGAGCAGCGCUGACUUUGGCGCACCGAUGGAUGAUGACGUCGAAGACGAUGAAGACGACGACACAGCACCUCGGCAGUUUGCUAGAUACCUAGCGCAUGAGAUGAACGCUGAUAACUUUGGCUCUGACGAUGAGGACGAAGAUGGAGGGUGGUUAUCACGGUCUACGUUCACACUUGGAAAUCCGCCUGCCGCAGCUCGGCACCAAGAGAGCGAACGGAGGCCGCUGAGUGUAAAUGGGUUUGAUGAUGCCUUUGACCCCGGUCACAGCUCCGAUUCCGAGGAUCCAUUCGGUUCAGCAGAUGAUGAUGCAUUUGGGCCAUUCUCCGACUCGGCGGCUGUGUCUAGCAAUGACGCUUUCUUUUCGUCACUGUCUGAUGAGAUGGAGGAUAGCACGUUUGAUAACUUUGGUGACUUUGGGGAUUUUCAGAGUGCUAGUCCGUCGCAGGAUGGGGAGCUGACGCCUACGGCGGGGAGCUGGUCGUUUGCUAGUGAUUCCAGUGCUUCGGAUGAAGGUGCUCCGUCGCCAUCUGAUGGAUCCCCCAAGCUCCGAGGUUCGAGCAGUAUUCGGGAAGAUCCCUGAUAGGAGUCCUUGACUGUAGAUUUUGGACUGUUGACUCUGCGUAUUUAUGAUGCUUGCUUGCCGUAUACAUCUGUAGUACGGAUUUACUUAAUAUUUAGAAGUUUCCUUUUUCGAU
Molecule: messenger RNA, 3155 nt
Organism: Guyanagaster necrorhizus
Lineage: Eukaryota; Fungi; Basidiomycota; Agaricomycetes; Agaricales; Physalacriaceae
Product: SAPS-domain-containing protein
Exons: 11
Coding region: 86-3040 (984 amino acids)
Cellular component (GO): nucleus; cytosol
Molecular function (GO): protein phosphatase binding; protein phosphatase regulator activity
Source: RefSeq, a predicted model, not a curated record